Canis lupus familiaris (dog) is the source of this 2920-nucleotide messenger RNA. RefSeq names its product oxysterol binding protein like 8 (gene OSBPL8). NCBI's taxonomy places the organism in Eukaryota, Metazoa, Chordata, Mammalia, Carnivora, Canidae. The coding region runs from base 251 to 2920 and encodes 889 amino acids. Gene Ontology annotation, cellular component: intracellular membrane-bounded organelle; membrane; cytosol. Gene Ontology annotation, molecular function: cholesterol binding. The transcript is spliced from 24 exons. The record is from RefSeq and is a predicted model, not a curated record.
GGGGUCGGCGGGAUCGGCGGACGGGGGCAGCGCGGGCUCGGGCUUCCCGGCCCCUCGCGGCAGAGCCGGCAGCGCCGCGCCCCAGCCGCCGCCCGCCACAGCCGCCGGAGGGAGUUGGGGUCCGCCGGGCGCGGGCAGGGCCCCGGCACCCCGCCUCCGCGCCUCCCCGGGGGCUCCGCUCCGGAUUUCCAAAUUUACAGGAUGGCUGGACAUUAAUGGAAAGAGAAGCAUAAACUUACCUUCUUUCACUAUGGAUGCAGGUUUGGCAGAUGGAGAACCCGAUCAAACUUCGCUUCUUGGUGAUAGCAAAGAUGUCCUUGGGCCAUCAACUGUGGUAGCAAACAGUGACGAAUCUCAACUUCUGACACCAGGAAAGAUGAGUCAGCGCCAAGGGAAAGAAGCUUAUCCAACGCCAACCAAAGAUUUGUAUCAGCCAUCUUUUAGUCCAGCAAGUCCUCAUAGUCAGGGUUUUGAAAGAGGAAAGGAAGACAUUUCUCAAAAUAAAGAUGAAUCUUCACUUUCUAUGUCAAAGAGCAAGUCUGAAUCUAAACUUUAUAAUGGCUCGGAGAAGGAUAGUUCUGCUUCAAGCAAGCUCACAAAAAAAGAAUCUCUCAAGGUGCAAAAGAAAAAUUACCGAGAAGAAAAGAAAAGAGCCACAAAGGAGUUACUCAGUACAAUCACAGAUCCUUCUGUUAUUGUUAUGGCUGAUUGGUUGAAGAUUCGUGGUACUCUAAAGAGCUGGACCAAGUUGUGGUGUGUUUUGAAACCUGGGGUGCUACUGAUCUAUAAAACCCAAAAAAAUGGUCAGUGGGUUGGAACAGUUCUUCUGAAUGCCUGUGAAAUCAUUGAGCGUCCAUCAAAAAAGGAUGGCUUUUGUUUUAAACUUUUUCAUCCUUUGGAGCAGUCUAUUUGGGCAGUGAAGGGUCCAAAAGGUGAAGCAGUUGGAUCUAUAACUCAGCCCUUACCUAGCAGUUACCUGAUCAUCCGAGCCACUUCAGAGUCAGAUGGAAGGUGCUGGAUGGAUGCUUUGGAGUUGGCUUUGAAAUGUUCUAGUCUUCUUAAACGUACAAUGAUCAGGGAAGGAAAGGAACACGACCUGAGCAUUUCAUCAGAGAGCACACAUGUGACUUUGUAUGGCUUAUUACGUGCUAACAAUCUCCAUAGCGGUGACAACUUUCAGUUAAAUGAUAGUGAAAUUGAACGACAGCAUUUUAAGGACCAAGAUAUGUAUUCUGAUAAAUCCGAUAAAGAAAAUGAUCAAGAGCAUGAUGAGUCUGAUAAUGAGGUGAUGGGGAAAAGUGAAGAAAGUGAUACAGAUACAUCAGAAAGGCAGGAUGACUCUUAUAUCGAACCUGAGCCCAUUGAGCCUUUAAAAGAGACUACCUACACUGAACAGAGCCAUGAAGAACUAGGAGAGGCAGGUGAGGCUUCUCAAACAGAAACUGUGUCUGAAGAAAAUAAAAGCCUCAUCUGGACAUUGCUGAAACAGGUCCGUCCUGGCAUGGACUUGUCCAGGGUGGUUCUGCCUACAUUUAUUUUGGAACCUCGCUCUUUCCUGGAUAAACUUUCAGAUUACUACUAUCAUGCAGAUUUCUUAUCUGAGGCUGCUCUUGAAGAAAAUCCUUAUUUCCGUUUGAGGAAAGUAGUAAAAUGGUAUUUGUCAGGAUUCUAUAAAAAGCCAAAGGGACUGAAGAAACCUUACAAUCCUAUACUUGGUGAGACUUUCCGUUGUUUGUGGAUUCAUCCCAGAACAAACAGCAAAACUUUUUAUAUUGCUGAACAGGUGUCCCAUCAUCCACCAAUAUCUGCCUUUUAUGUUAGUAAUCGAAAGGAUGGAUUUUGCCUUAGUGGGAGUAUCCUGGCUAAGUCCAAGUUCUAUGGAAACUCAUUGUCUGCAAUAUUAGAAGGAGAAGCACGAUUAACUUUCUUGAAUAGAGGUGAAGAUUAUGUCAUGACAAUGCCAUAUGCUCAUUGUAAAGGAAUUCUUUAUGGCACAAUGACACUGGAGCUUGGUGGAAUAGUCAAUAUUACAUGUCAAAAAACUGGAUACAGUGCAAUACUUGAAUUCAAACUAAAGCCAUUUCUAGGUAGUAGUGACUGUGUUAAUCAAAUAUCAGGGAAACUUAAAUUGGGAAAAGAAGUCCUAGCUACUUUGGAAGGCCAUUGGGAUAGUGAAGUUUUUAUUAAUGACAAAAAAACUGAUAAUUCAGAGGUUUUCUGGAACCCAACACCAGACAUUAAGCAGUGGAGAUUAAUAAGGCAUACUGUAAAAUUUGAAGAGCAGGGAGAUUUUGAAUCCGAGAAACUCUGGCAGCGGGUAACUCGAGCCAUAAAUGCCAAAGACCAAACAGAAGCUACUCAAGAGAAGUAUGUUUUAGAAGAAGCUCAAAGACAAGCUGCCAGAGAUCGGAAAACAAAAAGUGAGGAGUGGACAUGCAAGUUAUUUGAACUUGAUCCACUCACAGGAGAAUGGCAUUACAAGUUUGCAGAUACUAGACCAUGGGACCCACUUAAUGAUAUGAUACAGUUCGAAAAAGAUGGUGUUAUCCAGACCAAAGUGAAACAUCGCACUCCAAUGGUUAGUGUCCCCAAAAUGAAACAUAAGCCAACCAGGCAACAGAAGAAAGUGGCAAAAGGCUAUUCUUCCCCAGAACCUGAUAUCCAGGACUCAUCUGGAAGUGAAGCUCAAUCAGUGAAACCAAAUACAAGAAGAAAGAAAGGGAUAGAACUGGGAGACAUUCAAAAUUCCAUUGAAUCUAUAAAACAAACACAGGAAGAAAUUAAAAGAAAUAUUAUGGCUCUUCGAAAUCAUUUAGUUUCAAGCGCACCUGCCACGGAUUAUUUUCUGCAACAAAAAGACUACUUCAUCAUUUUCCUCCUGAUUUUGCUUCAAGUCAUAAUAAACUUCAUGUUUAAGUAG